Messenger RNA from Pseudocercospora fijiensis CIRAD86, 858 nucleotides. RefSeq lists its product as uncharacterized. Gene Ontology annotation, cellular component: mitochondrion. The record is from RefSeq and is a predicted model, not a curated record. The coding region runs from base 1 to 858 and encodes 285 amino acids. Lineage: Eukaryota; Fungi; Ascomycota; Dothideomycetes; Mycosphaerellales; Mycosphaerellaceae. Gene Ontology annotation, biological process: fatty acid beta-oxidation. Gene Ontology annotation, molecular function: enoyl-CoA hydratase activity. The transcript is spliced from 2 exons.
AUGCGACCAUGUGCCACCCAAUUCGGCCGCUUCAUGCUGCCAUUGAGAACCAGAAACUACUCCAGCAUAACAGAGAACACAUUCGAGCACAUAAAAGUCUCAACGCCUAGGAGCGGAGUUGGUCUAGUCGAGAUCAACCGUCCCAAAGCCCUCAACGCCCUCUUCACCCCCCUCAUCCUCGAACUAAACACCGCCAUGAAAGCCUUCGACAAAGACCCCUCAAUCGGCGCCAUGGUCCUCACAGGCUCCCACAAAGCCUUCGCUGCAGGCGCCGACAUAAAAGAAAUGUCGACAAAAGACUUCGCCGACUCCUACGGCACAGACUUCAUCGAAUCCUGGUCCGAGCUCCCCAACACGAUCAAGAAACCCGUGAUUUCAGCUGUAAACGGCCAUGCUUUGGGCGGAGGUUGCGAGCUGGCCAUGAUGUGCGAUAUUCUGUAUUGUUCUGAGAAAGCCAACUUUGGGCAGCCGGAGAUCAAGCUUGGGGUUAUUCCUGGGGCUGGAGGGAGUCAGAGGUUGACGAGAGCGAUUGGGAAGAGUCGGGCUAUGGAGUUGAUUUUGACGGGGAAGAGUUUUUCGGGGAGAGAUGCGUAUGAUUGGGGACUUGCGGCGCGAGUUUUUGAGACUCCGGAACAGUGUGUAGACGGUGCGUUGGAUACUGCGGAGCAGAUUGCGAGUUACUCGAGGAUUGCGGUUAAGGCUUGUAAAGAGGUUGUGAAUAAGAGUCAGGAUUUGGGGAUUAGAGAAGGUGUGGAGUUUGAGAGGAGAGUCUUCCAUGGACUGUUUGGAAGUGAGGAUCAGAAGAUUGGCAUGAAAGCUUUUGCAGAGAAGAAGAAGCCGGAAUGGAAGCAUAGGUGA